Molecule: messenger RNA, 1650 nt
Organism: Pan troglodytes (chimpanzee)
Lineage: Eukaryota; Metazoa; Chordata; Mammalia; Primates; Hominidae
Product: equilibrative nucleoside transporter 4-like
Exons: 5
Coding region: 69-1028 (319 amino acids)
Biological process (GO): nucleoside transmembrane transport
Cellular component (GO): plasma membrane
Molecular function (GO): nucleoside transmembrane transporter activity; monoamine transmembrane transporter activity
Source: RefSeq, a predicted model, not a curated record
CGGUGCAGGGAGCUGGGCGGAUCGGGCCCCCGGCCCACUUUGCACGCUCCCCAGGCACGGCGGGCGUGAUGAUCUCUCUGAGCCGCAUCCUCACGAAGCUACUGCUGCCCGACGAGUGCGCCAGCACGCUCAUCUUCUUCCUGGUGUCGGUGGCGCUGGAGCUGCUGUGCUUCCUGCUGCACCUGUUAGUGCGGCGCAGCCGCUUCGUGCUCUUCUAUACCACACGGCCGCGCGACAGCCGCUGGGGCAGGCCAGGCCCGGGCAGGGGCUCUGGCUACCGCGUGCACCACGACGUUGUCGCCGGGGACGUCCACUUCGAGCACCCAGCCCCGGCCCUGGCCCCCGACGGGUCCCCAAAGGACAGCCCAGCCCACGAGGUGACCAGCAGCAGCGGGGCCUACAUGCGCUUUCAUGUGCCGUGGCCAAGGGUCCAGCGCAGCUGGCCCACCUUCAGAGCCCUGUUUCUGCAUCACUACGUGGUGGCGUGGGUGAUCUGGGCCGACAUGCUCCCCAUCGCCGUGACCUACUUCAUGACGCUGUGCCUGUUCCCCGGCCUCGAGUCUGAGAUCCGCCACUGCAUCCUGGGCGAGUGGCUGCCCAUCCUCAUCAUGGCUGUGUUCAACCUGUCAGACUUCGUGGGUAAGAUCCUGGCAGCCCUGCCCGUGGACUGGCAGGGCACCCACCUGCUGGCCUGCUCCUGCCUGCGUGUGGUCUUCAUCCCCCUCUUCAUCCUGUGCGUCUACCCCAGCGGCAUGCCCGCCCUCCGCCACCCCGCCUGGCCCUGCAUUUUCUCACUGCUCAUGGUCAUCAGCAACGGCUACUUUGGCAGCGUGCCCAUGAUCCUGGCGGCAGGCAAAGUGAGCCCCAAGCAGCGGGAGCUGGCAGGGAACACCAUGACCGUGUCCUACAUGUCAGGGCUGACACUGGGGUCCGCCGUGGCCUACUGCACCUACAGCCUCACCCGCGAUGCCCAUGGCAGCUGCCUGCACGCCUCCACCGCCAAUGGCUCCAUCCUCGCAGGCCUCUGAGCCAGCCCCGCCCACUGCCAGGGACGCCGAGGGCCUGACCAGGGGCCCCGAGGCCUGAGGGCCCCUCCCCUGUCCUCACCUCAGUGCCUGCGGGGCCCUGAGCCUCCCCCUGUGCCAGCAGCACCACUCCCUCAGGGUCCAGCCAUCCCCGACCCUGGACUGAAGUUCUGCAAAGUCCUUCGAGGACCUGAACACGUUACUGCGACCCGGGGCUCUGGCCAGCACUGCGUUCUGUGUUUGGUCUCAUACCUGUGUCUACCUUCCAUCUGUGUCCAGCAGCCCCAGCUCCAGCCCAGCUAGCACUCUGCAGGGUCACACGCACCGUGUCCCCACCCAGGACAGCGGACAGCCGCCAGAGUGUGCGCGCCCAGUGACUGCACCUCGGCCCUCAUCACCCGCUGGCACUGAUCGGGGCACCACCUGGCCCAGCCUCCACCAGGGACCCAUCCUCAUGAACCCUGGAGCCCUGAGAGGAGACGGGCAGCCCCCCACCUUGUCACCCUCAGGGCUUCCCCUUCUGUCUUCAUUCUUAGAGACUGCUUCUCCCAAACAAAACGUGUUAGCCAUGAAGGAGCCGGAGCCCUGGGUCCGAAUGGACCCACCUGCGGUCUGCGUCAGCCUC